AACGAAUGUAAAUACUAAAUAACUAAAAGUUAAUAUGAAAUCAACUUCUAUUUUUAUAUUUAAAUGUAUAUAAUAGCGAUUAAUGAGUACACUCUACAUCAUCGAUCAAUUAUCAUUACUUAUUAUUAAAAAUUGAUCGGGUAUUAUUUUGAAUUUUCUGUGACACAAACACUUAACACACGGAUCACGGUAAAGUGAUUUUUUUUUUUUUUAUUUGAAACAAGAGUCAUUUAAAAAACUUUAUAAUCAUCAUCAUUUACUUUCCAACCAAAUAGGAAAUAGCAAUGGGUGAAAAGCGUAAGGUCAUGUUUGUGUGUUUGGGUAAUAUUUGUAGAUCUCCGAUGGCUGAGGCAGUGUUUAAUGAGGUGGCUAUGCAAAAAGGCGUAGCUGAUAAAUGGUAUGCCGAAAGUUCUGGUACCGGAGGAUGGCACGUAGGCUGUUCACCAGAUCAACGAACAAUGACCGUACUGAGAAACAAUGGUAUUAAUUUCAAACAUGCUGCACAACAGUUCAAGUUGGAUGACUUGGAAAAUUUCGAUUUUGUUUUUGGAAUGGAUAAGAGUAACGUGGACUUUAUCAAUCGGAAAAAACCAUCAGACAAUACAAGAGCAAAAAUAUUAAUGUUAGGAUCAUUUGAUCCUGAAGCAAAAAUCACUGGACAAACCAAUAUAGAAGACCCAUAUUAUGAUUCUGAUCUUCGAGGAUUUGAAAAAUGUUUUCAACAAUGUAUGAGGUCAUGUCAAGCAUUUUUAGACCAAUACGAAUAAAAAAAAAAAAUGUAUAACUUUUAUUAAAUAAUAACAAUUAUAAAUAUCAAA
Messenger RNA from Melanaphis sacchari, 818 nucleotides. Its product is annotated as low molecular weight phosphotyrosine protein phosphatase-like. Bases 285 to 767 code for a protein of 160 amino acids. Gene Ontology annotation, cellular component: cytoplasm. Lineage: Eukaryota; Metazoa; Arthropoda; Insecta; Hemiptera; Aphididae. Gene Ontology annotation, molecular function: non-membrane spanning protein tyrosine phosphatase activity; acid phosphatase activity. The transcript has a single exon. Gene Ontology annotation, biological process: protein dephosphorylation. The record is from RefSeq and is a predicted model, not a curated record.